Molecule: messenger RNA, 1001 nt
Organism: Anopheles arabiensis
Lineage: Eukaryota; Metazoa; Arthropoda; Insecta; Diptera; Culicidae
Gene: vito
Product: nucleolar protein 12
Exons: 2
Coding region: 94-918 (274 amino acids)
Cellular component (GO): nucleolus
Molecular function (GO): RNA binding
Source: RefSeq, a predicted model, not a curated record
UUUGUUUACAUUCUUCCAUUCUGCAACGGCUUGUGCGACCGUCGCUCGUGCUUUGUUCCAGUCCGCCGGCGUAUUUCUAAUCUUUUUGGCAAAAUGAAGCGGAAAUCAGAAGGAGGCAAUAAACAACCGUUCCAGCGGAAAAAGACGGAGCUGGUAUUUGAUCCACAGAAAAGGGUAGAGUUUCUGACUGGAUUCCACAAACGUAAGCAGCAUCGUAAAAAAAUUGCGCAGGGAGAAAUGCAACGGAAACUUAAGGAGGAGACGAAGCGGAUACGCGCAGAGGCGAAAGAAAAGAUGCGUAAUCUCUACCAUUCGUACAAACCUAUCCCAGAGCUCACGGAGGAGGAUAAGGCGGAGGAGCAGGAAGACGAGUACGAUACGGAGAAUGUUACGGUGAAAGUGGUGGAACUUUCUACUCGCGACCUGGCAAAGGAAAACAAUUGGAUCGGCGAAAAUCGUGGCAUGGUGAAGGACGAUGAAUCGGAUGCGGAAAACUCGAGCGACGAUGGAAAUGAUGAGCAGCAACUGGGAGUUGUGCCCGGCAUGGAGCUGGAGGGAGAGAAGAAGGUCAAGCGCAAGCAUAAACUGUCCGCCGAAGAAGGCUCAUCGAACGAGGCGGAAAACGGGGAGAGCGCCGUGAAGGAAAAGGCGAAACCGAAGAAAGGACCAGUUCUCAACCUGGACGGUAUACGGUCAAAGAAGGAUCUGAAUCAUAAGAUAAAACGCUACGCGCUGAAAUCCAUGAAGACAAGUCAAGCCUUCCGACAGAAGACGCGCCUUCAACAGCAAAAGCAGCUGAAACAAUCCCGACGCAUCCGUCACCAGAAGGAGAAACACCUGAAACAGAAGAAAGGCUUCAACAAACACCGUAACGGAAACGAUCGCGGCGAAACUAAGCGAAAACGAAAGGACGACUAAGAACAUCUGCGUCCAGGGCAGUGAGAAGGGGGGGGGGAUCUAUGAAGAAUCAGGAUUAAUAAAUGAUCGAUCGCUAUUGUUCA